GGUGAGGAGUGGAAUCAUCCUGAUUGUGCACCUAUCACCAUGGUGGAGACCCGUACUGGGCUAGAGACUAACCCCUAUAGCCAGGAGCAGCAAGAAAAGAUGGCCGCCUUAGUCAGAGAGAACAAGGAGAGAAAAGAGCGCGAGAAGCUGGCCAAGCUAAAGGCUAUCGUCGAUGAGCAGGCGGCAAAGAUGAAGAGGUUGGAGGAGGAGAUGAAGAGGGUACAACAGGAGGAGGAAGAAAGAAGGAAGGCUGCUGAAGCAGAAGCGGCCGCAGAAGAAGAGAAAGAGAGAAUGAGAAUUGAGAGUGGAGAAGGGAGCAGUGGUGGCACGAUGAAGUGGGAGACACAUACUGAGUUGGAGAAGAAGAUCAGCGAGUGGGUCGCUAAUUUAUCGCUGGGGGAAGACGAGGAGGCGGAGUCCUAUGUGACUAGGGAUGAGAAGGCUGCGCUAGCCGCUGAGCUAGCAGCCAUGACAGACCCAAUGGAACGAAGAGAGAGGGAAGACGAGCAAAAGUUAGCAUGGAAGUUGAGAAUGAAGAGGGAGAAGAAGAGGAGGAGAGAGGAAGUGAAUAAGAUGACCGCAGCAGUGGCAAAGGUGCAGGAGUGUAGAGUGGAGGUGCUGGCCCAGCCAGAUGAUAAGGCCAAGUGGGACAAAGUACUGGGCUAUCUAGAGGUGUUGAGCAAGGCCUGGAUGGAGGAGCGCCAGGCAAGCUGGAGCCAGGAUGUAGCGUUGAGCGCCAUGCGGUCCGGGUUCAGGGAUUUUGCGCGCGAAAUCGUCACCCACAUUGGGGGCGAAGUCAAACAGUUGAGGGAAUGUAGGGAAGUUUUGUGAGGGCGCCAUUCAGGGUGCCAAAGCUGCAGCCGCUGUAGAAGGAGAGGCCAGACCCCGUAAGGACCUAGUGAAACUUAAGUUCCCAGACGCGUACGGGGGAAAGAAAGACGAGAACUUUGACAACUGGGAGGCCAGUGUCAAUAGUUACAUUUAUUUACAGCAUAUCCUGAUAGAGAAGCAAGUCCUCGUGGCCUUCCAGGCCCUCAAAGAUGAAGCGGCUAGCUUUGCCAGGUCUCUUGCGCGUACAGCCGGUUGUGAAAACAACCUGGUUGCAUAUUCCAAAGUCACUCCUCUUUCCCAAUUCCUCAAGCUCCUCAAGGAGCGGUUCGCUGACCCAACGCGAGGCAUUAAAGCCUCUGAUAAGCUCCAAACGA
Chara braunii is the source of this 1205-nucleotide messenger RNA. The record is from the annotation of a GenBank genome assembly. NCBI's taxonomy places the organism in Eukaryota, Viridiplantae, Streptophyta, Charophyceae, Charales, Characeae.